UCAACACCACCGGGCGUCUGAGUAUUGGGAAAAGCGGUCCUGACUGACGGUCUUCCCCCCCAAAAAACAUCGCCAGCUCGACUGGUUGGAGUUGUUGUCAAUCGUGUCCACAUUUCCGCUGUAUGUGCCGGAGCGAUCCCACCCAUUUUCCAGUGACUCGGGGCAGCUGCGGUCUGUGUCUGGGAAGCAGUGUGAGGCUGGAAGAAGUGUGGAAGUGCUGGGAACAGGGCGCCGAGAGAGCUACACGGCGAAUUUCGGCGUUGGUGUCAUUUGUUUCUUUCCUCUGUCGAGUUGAAAAAACAACAACAACCGGGGCCUUCCCCACCUCCCCCUUUUUCUCUUUGCUAAGGAUUGCUCUCAGCAAGGUCAAUGCAAUAAUUUCAAAGGUUGAGAGCUCCGGGGUGGUUGUCAUUUUUGUUCCUGCAGCCUGUUCUCAGAUCUUGGCUAGCGGUGGACUCUGAUUGUCUUGGAAACUGGAUUUCAGUUCUGGCGAUUUCUCUGAUUCCUCCUAAAGAAAGAUGGACUGUGAGACGUCCUGUUCUCUUUUGUAACAUAAACUUGGGAACUAACAGGAAUUCUUUCUCUGGAGGUGUUAAAUCGUGCCAUUUUCUUGACUUGCACUUUUUCUCCCCCCGAUUUUCAUUGUUAAUGCGAUAAUCAUAUAACAAACCUGUAGGAUGCAACGAGAAGUGUAAACCUACAGGACCCCGAAGAUCUUUAUUGACCACAGCGAACUUUAAAAAAAAAAAACUACUCGGAAAGGGAGCCAAAAUGUCAAAUCCAGCAAGGUUCAAAAAGGAUAAAGAGAUAAUAGCCGAGUAUGAAACUCAAGUAAAAGAAAUCCGUGCACAGCUGGUGGAGCAGCAGAAAUGCCUGGAGCAGCAGACGGAGAUGAGAGUCCAGCUUCUUCAGGACCUUCAGGACUUCUUCCGCAAGAAGGCUGAAAUCGAGAUGGAGUACUCCCGCAACCUGGAAAAGCUGGCUGAGCGCUUUAUGGCCAAGACAAGGAGCACCAAGGACCACCAGCAGUACAAGAAAGACCAGAAUCUCCUGUCCCCUGUCAACUGCUGGUAUUUGCUGCUGAACCAGGUGAGAAGGGAAAGCAAGGAUCAUGCCACCCUAAGUGACAUCUACCUAAACAACGUGAUCAUGCGUUUCAUGCAGAUCAGCGAGGACUCCACUCGGCUUUUCAAAAAGAGCAAAGAGAUAACAUUUCAGCUCCAGGAGGAUUUGAUGAAGGUCCUGAAUGAACUGUAUACAGUCAUGAAGACGUACCACAUGUACCACACCGAGAGCAUCAGUGCCGAGUGCAAGCUGAAGGAGGCGGAGAAACAGGAGGGAAAGCAAAUCGGGCGAUCGGGAGACCCUGUCUUCAGCAUCCGCAUGGAGGAGAAGCACCAGAGACGCAGCUCUGUCAAGAAAAUCGAGAAGAUGAAGGAGAAACGACAAGCCAAGUACUCCGAAAACAAGCUGAAAUCUAUCAAAGCACGGAAUGAAUACCUCCUGACUCUGGAAGCGACAAACUCUUCAGUUUUCAAAUAUUAUAUUCACGAUCUGUCUGAUUUAAUUGAUUGCUGUGAUUUGGGGUACCAUGCCAGUCUGAAUCGGGCGCUACGGACCUAUCUCUCUGCUGAAUACAACUUAGAGACUUCACGGCACGAGGGUCUGGACAUCAUUGAGAACGCUGUGGACAGCCUGGACCCGCGCAGCGACAGGCAGAGGUUCAUGGAAAUGUACCCCACUGCCUUUUGCCCUCCUGUCAAGUUUGAGUUCCAGUCCCACAUGGGGGAUGAGGUGUGUCAGAUCACUGCCCAGCCACCUGUCCAAGCAGAGCUCAUGUUGCGGUUCCAGCAGUUGCAGUCCCGCCUGACGACACUUAAAAUCGAGAAUGAAGAGAUCAAGAAAACCACCGAAGCCACUCUUCAGACAAUUCAGGACAUGGUGACCAUAGAGGACUAUGACGUGUCCGAGUGCUUCCAGCACAGUCGCUCAACGGAGUCGGUGAAGUCGACGGUAUCAGAAACGUACCUCAGUAAGCCGAGCAUUGCCAAGAGGAGGGCAAACCAACAGGAGACGGAGCAAUUCUAUUUCAUGAAAUUCAGAGAGUUUCUGGAAGGAAGCAAUCUCAUCACGAAGCUGCAGGCGAAGCAUGACUUACUGAAAAGGACACUGGGAGAAGGUCACAGAGCCGAGUACAUGACAACCAGCCGGGGACGAAGGAACUCGCACACCAGGCACCAGGAUUCUGGGCAGGUUAUCCCACGUGUUGUUGAAAGCUGUAUUCGCUUCAUCAAUCUCUACGGACUCCAGCAUCAGGGAAUAUUCAGAGUGUCAGGGUCACAGGUGGAAGUCAAUGAUAUCAAGAACUCAUUCGAGAGAGGUAACGAUCCCCUGACAGAUGAGGAGAACAACCAUGAUAUUAACUCAGUUGCCGGAGUUCUCAAGCUCUACUUCAGAGGGCUGGAAAACCCACUCUUUCCCAAGGAAAGAUUUAAUGAUCUCAUUUCCUGUAUCAGAAUAGAAAAUCUCUAUGAGAGAGCUCUGUACAUCCGCAAGAUUCUGCUGACAGUGCCCAGGUCUGUCCUUAUAGUGAUGAGAUACCUCUUUGCCUUCCUCAAUCACUUGUCACAGUACAGUGAUGAAAACAUGAUGGACCCCUACAACUUGGCCAUCUGCUUUGGUCCCACCUUGAUGCCUGUGCCGGACAUCCAAGACCAAGUCUCCUGCCAGGCACAUGUGAAUGAGAUCAUCAAGACCAUCAUCAUUCACCAUGAGACCAUUUUUCCAGACGCCAAGGAGCUGGAUGGCCCAGUGUACGAGAAAUGCAUGGCUGGAGAUGACUACUGCGAUAGUCCCUACAGCGAGCAUGGCACAUUGGAAGAGGUGGAUCAGGAUGGAGAGACGGAGCCCCGCACCAGUGACGAUGAAUGUGAGCCGAUUGAAGCAAUAGCCAAGUUUGAUUACAUUGGCAGGUCCGCCCGGGAGCUGUCUUUCAAGAAAGGUGCAUCACUCCUUCUCUACCAGCGGGCUUCAGAUGACUGGUGGGAGGGCAGACACAAUGGGAUUGAUGGACUGGUACCACAUCAGUACAUAGUGGUUCAAGAUAUGGACGAUACGUUUUCGGAUUCUCUGAGUCUGAAAACGGACAGCGAGGCCAGCAGUGGACCAGUGGCUGAGGACAAAUGUUCCUCCAAGGAUAUCAGCUCUCCCACAGAGCGACUCCCUGAGAGUUUUGUCAGCAGACACAGGAAACGAACGGAGGCCCUUCCUUCACGCAGGCCCCUGGUUCGCCCCCUUGAUGGCCACUGCGCCGUCCACCCGUCGCAGGGUCACGUCAACGCCGCCCUGGAGAUGAGCCCCGCCAGUGCGGUCAGCCACUACAGCCCGCGGGCCCUGCUGCAGAGCCGGAACCUCGCCGUGGACAGUCCCGAGCGCCGGCGUCGCGCGGGCCACGGCAGCCUGACCAACAUCAGCCGCCAUGACUCCCUGAAGAAGAUGGAGAGCCCGCCAAUUCGCCGCUCUACCUCCUCCGGCCAAUAUAGCGGCUUCACCGAACCGCACAAGGCCCUGGACCCUGAGACUAUCGCGCAGGACAUCGAGGAGACGAUGAACAUGGCCCUGAACGAGCUCCGGGAGCUGGAGCGCCAGAGCUCGGCCCAGCACGCCCCGGACGUCGUCCUGGACACGCUGGAGCAGAUGAAGAACGCCCCGGCGCCGGCCGGCGGCUGUGGCGAGGGUCUGGGCCCGCUCCACGGCGGGGUCCCGCUGAGGCUGCGCCCCAAACCCAGCGUCCUGCCCAAAACCAGCCCUGGCCAGGCCCCCCCUCCGCCAGCCCAGGGCUCCGUGGACAAGUCCUGCACGAUGUGAACUGGAUUGCUACCUCCAACACGCGAGGCCCAGAGGAGAUAUACUUAACAUACAGUAGAACAUGAAUAGGUAAACAAGAAAGCUUCAGAGUCCAUAGCUUGGUCAAAUUUAAAGGGACAUUUAAAUAAUGAUAGUUUUGUGUUUGUAAAAUGGGUGUGUGCUCUUUCAGUGUUUAGGAAGUUAACGUCUCCUGUUAUAGUUGCAUUUAUUAACAAAAAAAAGGGCAUUUCUACAUUUCUUGGUAAAAACUGGACUACCGUGCAUUCAAUGUUCGUUUUGAGGUGAAACAAAGAAGCAUUUAGCGUUACUUGAAACAAAACUAAGUCAGUGUAUGCUGCACCACUAGAUUGUAAAGGAAACUUAUUUCGAAAAAGCAACACAAAUCACAAAGGCUUCCUGUGUGGUAAUAAUUAUUUCAGAUCUUUAGUUUAUAUAAAUGGUUGACUGUGUAAAUGUAACAAAAAAAACAACAGAUGAAUAAGAACAGUUUUGUAGAGUUAGUUUCUAAUAUAGCCAGAGAUCUCUGGAAAGCAAAGUCUUGUCAGUAUUUGAGCAAGGCUAGAAUCCACUCAGUUCAUUAAGCAUAUUUUUAUGUAACAGGUUCUUGGCCUUACUGCCACAUAGUGAUACGGGCUCUGCCUUUGCUGAGUGAAUCUUGAUAACCACUCCUUUAAGCUGCUGCUGUAUUCCCAAAGGAUGUUUACAAAGGCCAAGAAACAGAAGGUGCACCUGUCAGGUACAGUAGUUCACAUGUAAGGGGAAUUUCACACCAGAAGCAUUACCUUAAACUGAGAAGUUUAAAAAAUGGACGCUUUUGAUUCUAGUACAGCUGAUUGUAAAUAAAACACUGGGUUGUCAACAUUCCAUGAAGGCACUUUAAAGUUAUCUUACACCUGAUCAAUCCAGGUUUAAACAGGCUCUACUCGGGAAAACCUGAAACCACAAAUAACAACAGCUGCAGAAGAUCAUACAUUAUUUAUCUAAUACCUUCCAAGGGGUGUGUAUCCUACAGAAAGGCAGCAAUGCUAUUACAAAGCAUAUCUUACUACAAAUGUAAAUAUUUUCUGUUCUGAAUCCGGGGCUUUAAAGUACACACAUCACAAAGUUAUAAAAUUUCACUAAGGAUUUGUUUGCGAAAAGUAAAAGUAUUGUUCUGACUCUUGUUAUCAGGAUAGAUAUAUCUACAGUAAGUGGCCUUUUGAUUUACAGUAAGACCUGCCAUUUGAGGUUCACAAUAGCUCCUAGAAGGAUUUGAUGUGGUGAAUGUUUAGUGCUGUCUCAUUAUACAGUACAUAUUGAUAUAGAAGCAGCCAGGACAGAGAGUGUAGAAUUUGAAUACUGUCUCUUGUGGCUCCUGGUGUGAAUUCCUGCCUGGCCUCACAUCAUUCCAACACUGGGCUACACACUAAGACACACUUGUCUGGGUUUCCACUGCCAGGUUUACCUUUUGAGGUCAACAGCACUUCCAAAUGAUAGAAGGGUGUUUCAACUGGGACCUGGCCUGACAUGUUCAGGUAAAAAAAAGAGAGCCUUUCCAGGGUUCAUUUGAAACACCACAAAGUGUUUCUCCCCCUUGUUUGGGGCAGGAUACACAGAAAAGGCCUGUCAGGGCCUGAUGAUACACAAAGAAGGAUGCCUUUCAAAGUUACGUUCACGUGAAGCAACGGAAAAAAAACAAACUCUUUUCACCCAAAGAUACACCCCACCCUCCCAGCCGAGUUUUACAAUCCAUUUGUUUUCAUUUGCACCUACCUACCUGUAGUUCUGUGGUUUUACAAGACUUGUUCAGAGCCGUCUCCCUAUUAGUUCUAACAGUGUUAUAGUGUUCACUGAAAUAAAGUAAUAAAUCUAGUAGCCAAUGGCUUUUUGACUGUUACUGGUGAUUUAUCUUUACUCCACCAUCACAUAAAAGGCCACAGCUGACAGUGGCUGCUUUUGAAGGGUUCUUAUUUUAAUUGUUUAAUCCCUGCUUUAGUUUCUCUUGGAUGUGUUUUGUACUCGUAGCAGCAGUGAGACAGGUUAACUGCUGCCCAAGCCAUUUCACAUUUUACAACCGACACGCUCUCGUGCAGUAACUGGUCUUGGUUUUUCACAUUGCUGGAGUGGAACUUGAUUUUGAGUAGAUUCACACAGUAGUAAGUGGACAGUUCAUUUUCUAAGCAAAUGUUUGAGCUUUUUGUUUGUUUUUGCUUCAUCGGGGGAAUGCAGACUGUAAAACCUCAAGUGUAAAUCGGCAAAGACGGUAAACCAACAGGAAUCAAAUUUGUUCAACUGGUUUAUGGUAACCUAACACUAUGCUUUAUUUACCAUUUAUGCUAAAAUUAUUAAAGCAGCUGUCUCUGACCAUAAUCUCAGAGAGCUCCAGUCCAGCUGGUUUUAUGUGUAACCUCUAAAUCAUUGAUUUCUAAAGAUCUUUAAACAGUUUUACUGUGAUAUAUUAAACGGGUGAUUUAUUAAAUGAAGUAAUUUAGAGAUCAUCUGGAACAAAUGUCUGACAGCCUACAACCCUUAAGAACGAAACUUCCUUUAACUGAACAAAUUACAUGCUUGAUUGACCAGCAUCUCAAAGCAUUCCUGAUCUUUACUGGUGAACAACUGGUGAUUUGUAAGGCUGACUGGAUUGGGACUCUGCAGGAACAGGUUUGGAGACCCCUGCUCUAAAGAGUUCAGCCAACUGACCUUGUUUGUAGUGACCGCGGUCUCUGAAGUUUAACAGAAAGGAUGACAAAAGUUAUGUUGUACCUAAUUGCCCAUAAAUGUAAAUAUAUCUGAAUUUUUUUAGGUUAACUGGCGUUUUCAAAUAACUACUGUGAACACAGGGCGCAGUUCAGUAUUGGACAUUUGGUGCACCUACAUAUGGGACUGUGUCCUUGCAUACAAUGAUCAUGGACUUGGACAGAUUGAUGCAGCUGUGUACCAUGACUUUUUCCAUACAUGCAAGCCAUCAUGGGUACAAACAGUUGUCAAUUUUGCUCUGCCAUGCAUAACAGAUUUUACGACAGUUAUCUGCACAGAGCCGCUGACUUGAAGCAUCCUGUGUGAACAUGGUUUUAAUGUAAAUUGAUAAAAACCCCUCUUAAAUAAUUUACAUGAUCUGUUUUCCAAACAAGACUGAAGCAAAGCAACUGGAGCACAUGCAUGAGAAACUAGGCUCAAAUUGUCUAUAAGGAGGGUUUAAUAGGUUUGUGUGAUCUUGUGUGAGCGGGUCCCACCUCUUUAAAGUUAAAAGUCUGUGGUUUUCUUUUUAAAUGCCAGAUGUGACUUCACAAAGAGAGAGGUUUCUAAUUAUAAUGAAUUCUUCAAUUCUUUAUAAUGAAUGACCAUGAGGUGCAUUCCUGUAAUUAUACUAUAUAAUAGUGUGAUGGUUUUGUGUACAGUAUGUUUAAAAUUAACAUUAGUUAAUUAAAUGGUGAGCCUUUAAAGACAAGUAAUACUAUUAAGGAUAUUUGUAAAAGAAUCAUCCUCCUGUUUGCAAUAAGCUGUUUUUUCUUCUCUUCAGUGAACAGCGUCUACAAAAAAAAAAGUUAAAUUCAAACUUUUUUUUUCUAAAAAAGGGGGAAAAAACAGUUGAUUGCAAAUAGAAGCAAAAUAUGUUUUCGACAGAGCCCAGUCUAUAGUGUCUCCUACACAAACCUCAUAAAAUCAGUGUUGCUCUUCGGCUAUCCGUGCUAGGUUUCCUGCUUGUUGACUGUUAAUUUAUUGUGUCAAUGUACAUCUGUAGUAUGUACAUGUGAAAGUGCCUUUAAAAGUUUUAGAGGAACUUCAAACUUGUUCUGUACUGUUGGAUUUUCAUUUCAACCCCUACACAGAUGAGCAAGUACAGUAGGAAAAAAAUACAGUUCUGGAAAAAUACAGCUAAUCCAUUGUGACAUUGCACUUCUAUGGUAGAGGACUGUAGAGUUCGGCAUGUAGCAUUAAAACGUUUCAGUACACUUUCAGGGUUGUUCCUCUUAGUGGAUCUUUCUAAUAAAGAAAAUAGUUCUGUCAGCAUGA
This is a messenger RNA of Lepisosteus oculatus (spotted gar), 7860 nucleotides long. NCBI's taxonomy places the organism in Eukaryota, Metazoa, Chordata, Actinopteri, Semionotiformes, Lepisosteidae. The record is from RefSeq and is a predicted model, not a curated record.